CAAACCAAACGCAACACAAACAUUCCAGUUAUAUCUCUCUUCUUCCGAGUAAAAUCUCCCACAAUUAUCGAAGCUCUCAACAAUGGCUGUCACGAAGCAGCAAAAGGUCGCCGUCGCCGUCGCCGGAGGAGAAGCUCUGAAGAAGAGGAACGAGGAGCUGGAGAGGGAGCUGAGAGAGAGCCAGGAGAGAGAGGAGCAGAUGAAAUCGGAGCUCUUUAGAACCUGGGACAGGCUCAGAGUCGCCGAGGAGGCCGAGGAACGCCUCUGCUCGCAGCUCGGCGAGCUCGAGGCCGAGGCCGUCGAUCAGGCGCGUUCCUACCACGCUCGCAUCGUCUCUCUCAUGGACCAGCUCGCCCGCGCCCAGCAGCUCCUUCACCAGGCCUCUGUUCCGAUUCCUCGCUCUUGAUCUGCCAUCGCCGAUUCCUCUGCUCAAUAGGAUUUUGAUCACGAGGAUCGCUGUAGAAUAAAUCUUAGCCGUCCGUUUUCUGCCUCCGAUUCGUUUGUUUCUGGAGUUUUAGUUCUUGAUUUCUCGUUGUUCUGUAUCAACGUCUGUGAUUUCUUUUAUGAUCUAUGAUGAUCUCAGAGGUUGUGAUUCUAGAAACUAAACAAAAGCUAUUCAUAUCAGUUGCUUGUAAAUUGUCUGUAAUCUAAAAGAAAUUUCCAAAAUUUUGGUUCAUAUUC
Morus notabilis is the source of this 681-nucleotide messenger RNA. Its product is annotated as protein RESPONSE TO LOW SULFUR 3. Lineage: Eukaryota; Viridiplantae; Streptophyta; Magnoliopsida; Rosales; Moraceae. The record is from RefSeq and is a predicted model, not a curated record. Gene Ontology annotation, biological process: cellular oxidant detoxification. The transcript has a single exon. Bases 83 to 406 code for a protein of 107 amino acids.